Molecule: messenger RNA, 2061 nt
Organism: Mangifera indica (mango)
Lineage: Eukaryota; Viridiplantae; Streptophyta; Magnoliopsida; Sapindales; Anacardiaceae
Product: eukaryotic peptide chain release factor subunit 1-3-like
Exons: 3
Coding region: 169-1482 (437 amino acids)
Biological process (GO): cytoplasmic translational termination
Cellular component (GO): cytosol; translation release factor complex
Molecular function (GO): translation release factor activity, codon specific; sequence-specific mRNA binding
Source: RefSeq, a predicted model, not a curated record
CCCGGUUAAUAGUGAGAAGAUAAAUACCUUUUAUUUGUUUCUGAGAUAUUUUUAAAGCUUCUCAGAGUACCGUCCUCGGAAAUUUUAAUUUUAAGCGAAUUUUGAUCUCUUCUCCUUCGAUCUCUCCGCAAAUUCGAUCUACAGUUCUCAGCUAUUGUAUUUUUUGAAAUGGCAGACGGUCAUGAAACUGAUAAGAACAUUGAGAUAUGGAAGAUUAAGAAGCUAAUCAAAGCCCUUGAGGCUGCAAGAGGCAAUGGAACAAGCAUGAUUUCUCUUAUUAUGCCUCCUCGUGAUCAGAUAUCACGAGUCACUAAGAUGCUUGGGGAUGAAUUUGGAACUGCUUCCAACAUCAAAAGUAGGGUUAAUCGUCAAUCUGUUCUGGGUGCCAUUACCUCUGCUCAACAAAGGUUGAAGCUCUACAACAAGGUUCCCCCAAAUGGGCUUGUGCUUUACACAGGAACUAUUGUCACUGACGAUGGCAAGGAAAAGAAGGUCACUAUUGACUUUGAGCCUUUCAGGCCCAUUAAUGCAUCUCUUUACCUUUGUGACAACAAGUUUCACACUGAAGCUCUGAAUGAACUUUUGGAAUCUGAUGAUAAGUUUGGUUUUAUUGUUAUGGAUGGUAAUGGGACCCUUUUUGGUACACUAAGUGGAAACACACGUGAGGUCCUUCAUAAGUUUUCUGUUGACCUUCCAAAGAAGCAUGGAAGAGGAGGGCAGUCAGCACUUCGAUUUGCUCGUCUCCGUAUGGAAAAGCGCCACAAUUAUGUUCGGAAGACUGCUGAACUUGCCACACAGUUCUAUAUCAAUCCUUCUACUAGCCAGCCCAAUGUGUCAGGACUGAUACUUGCUGGGUCAGCUGACUUUAAAACUGAGCUUAGUCAGUCUGAUAUGUUUGAUCCCCGCCUUCAGGCAAAAAUCCUGAAUGUAGUGGAUGUUUCUUAUGGGGGGGAGAAUGGGUUUAAUCAGGCAAUUGAGCUGUCUGCUGAAAUCCUGUCAAAUGUAAAGUUCAUACAAGAGAAGCGCCUGAUCGGGAAAUAUUUUGAAGAAAUAAGCCAGGACACUGGCAAGUAUGUUUUUGGUGUUGAUGACACACUGAAAGCUUUGGAAAUGGGUGCUGUUGAGACACUUAUUGUUUGGGAAAAUCUGGAUGUUACUAGGUAUACCUUGAAAAACACCACUAACAAUGAGAUUAUUAUAAAACACUUGAACAAGGAGCAAGAGGCAAACCAGAACAACUUCCGCGACUCAAGCACCAAUGCUGAAUUGGAGGUUCAGGAGAAGAUGCCACUUCUUGAAUGGUUUGCUAAUGAAUACAAGCGUUUUGGUUGCACACUUGAGUUUGUUACCAACAAGUCGCAAGAGGGAUCCCAGUUCUGCAGAGGCUUUGGUGGUAUUGGGGGAAUCCUCCGCUACCAGCUUGAUAUGAGGACAUUUGAUGAGUUUUCUGAUGAGGGAGAAUUUAACGAUGAAUCUGAAUAGCAAUCAAUCAAACAUACUCCACUGCUCGUGCAGGGAGAUGGGGUGAAAACCCUGCACCAGUGCGCGGCACGUUGUGCCUGCUUCCCAGUAUCUGUGUUCCAAAAAUUUUUCAAAGUUCUAUUGAGGGGCUAUUGCAGGAUGUCUCAGCAAAUGAAGCUUAAUAUUAUUAUGCUGCAUGGGCUUUGUGACGGAGGAGAUCGAUAUGAAGGAACGGAAAUAAGUAAUGGAAUCGAAAGGUCAGAAGAGCUACUGCCUAAUGACAGAGGGGGCCGUGUGUGAUUGCUGGCUUGGUUAUUUCUGGGACAAAGACCCCUUUCAGAUAUAUAAUAGAUGAUAUUAUUAUAAUAAAUUAUAUGGCUUUCAUUAAUAUGCAAGCCAUGGAUGGUUUGUGAUGAAUUGCUAUUACUCUGAAAUACUGUCUCUAUGGUUUUGUUAUUUUUUGUUAAAGCCUGAAGUCUCGGAUAAACAUUCUAGGUAUUAUGAUGAUUAUGGUUAUUACUAUGUAUGUUUUGAGUGCGAGUAUCCUGUAUUAAGGUUUACAUGUUUGAAUGGUGCUUAAAUAUUGGCUUGUUUAUUUUA